Apaloderma vittatum (bar-tailed trogon) is the source of this 835-nucleotide messenger RNA. RefSeq names its product mediator complex subunit 4 (gene MED4). The transcript has 3 exons. Gene Ontology annotation, molecular function: transcription coregulator activity. The record is from RefSeq and is a predicted model, not a curated record. The annotation marks the transcript as partial. Gene Ontology annotation, cellular component: core mediator complex; mediator complex. Gene Ontology annotation, biological process: regulation of transcription by RNA polymerase II. Lineage: Eukaryota; Metazoa; Chordata; Aves; Trogoniformes; Trogonidae.
GUGCCAUUUCCUCUGAAGAAAUAAUUAAAUAUGCCCAUAGGAUCAGUGCUAGCAAUGCUGUUUGUGCCCCUUUGACAUGGGUACCAGGGGACCCACGAAGGCCAUAUCCUACAGAUCUGGAAAUGAGGAGUGGCCUCUUGGGUCAGAUGAACAACCCAUCCACCAAUGGAGUUAAUGGACACUUACCAGGGGAUGCACUUGCAGCAGGCAGGCUGCCAGAUGUCCUUGCACCUCAGUAUCCUUGGCAGUCAAGUGAUAUGUCAAUGAACAUGCUACCUCCUAAUCAUAGUAAUGACUUCAUGUUGGAGCCUCCAGGACACAACAAAGAGAACGAAGAUGAUGUAGAAGUUAUGUCGACAGACUCCUCAAGCAGCAGCAGUGACUCAGACUAGGUAUGAGAGGGACAGUAUCCCUUGUAGACCUUUCCUGUGGCAAAGGUAGGUUGGAUGCUGUUUGUCACAGACUGCAAUACCCUUUUGUUACACUGGUGGCCCUGCGUAGGGAGAAGAUAACAGCUGGGUCAGAAGUAGGGUGACAUUUAAAACCAUGGACUCCAGAAUUAUUUUUUUUUUCCAUUAGAUGGUCAGGGACUGGGAAUUUUCUGCCAGAGGAGAGAUGUCAGAUUUCUAGUGAUUUACAUAAAUGUGUGAAUGUGUAUGUUUGCAAGCGGUGUGUGUGUAUAUAUAUGUAUUUACUAUACAUUAGAUGACGAAAGUUCCUGGGAAAAAAGGUGUAAGGGGAAUCCCCUUGUAUGCUUGUUAGUAACUUCACUCUUUUGAUGAUAGCCUUUUCUAUGGCACAGAAAUGAGACACAAAAUUUGUAAUUUUAAUAUCU